AUGUCGUCCUUUGGGUUCGCCGUUGUGCAGGAGGCUGAUUGCGACGUCAUCUUCUGCUCCUAUGUUCAAAGAUCAGUUCAUCAUAUACUCGAAAUACUCGGAAAGCGAAGAACGCCGUUUGAGGUUGGGUCGAAAAUAAUAUGGGAACCAUUUGAUUGGGAACGCAUUUCCUAUUCUGGGUCCAUUUUUGGGGUUGACGGGUUUGAUGAUACCCCACAAUUACCCCCGCAUUCCGCAGAACUGUUGUCGUUUUGGGGAGCCUACCGAGGAAUCGCGGGCCGGAUGAACCCCUCCAAUCUAAUGCCAAGGGAUGAGAAUAAAGAGAAUACCAAUAACAAGGUGGACGUCGCAGGAAGCCUGCAACGCGGUAUGCGCCUGAUUGGCUUUGAUUCCGUGAACUCGGCCGCAUAUUCUUGUUGUUCUCCGAACAAGGUACGGAAAGAGAAGGCGGUCGGUCGUGCGCUGGGCGUUUGGGUCGUAGCACCGCACCAAGGUUGCUGCCAAGGCCAUGACUCGGAUAAGGCCAAGGCUGGCGCCAUCCAUUACGUUACAGCUUCUCGCGACCGAGACGGAAAGCGGAAUCCAGGGCUUUUUCAUUACCAAAUGGAAGAGAGCCGUGUCGUGCUGCCGGGACAUCCGCCCUGCAUCGGCCGCUCUACUUUACGUUUCAAGCACGAGAACUCCUCGUCUCUUGGCACCUCCGUCAUACUCUUUACCACCACCUCAGUUCCCCCUCGUUUCUCGAGAUGCCACGCCACCGUCUUUGAGAACCACCCGAUUUCAUCCUAAUCAGGCCCCGCUCUGAAGUCCCAAAUGUCAUGCGAGAGACCCGACGAUAUCCCGCCUCCUCUCCUCUUCCCUUCCUCUGACGCUGGGAAGACCAGACUGACUACAUAUUCCAGGCUAUAGGGGGGCUGGCCUGGAUUUCACUUCCUGAAGACUGGUUGCGCUACAUAAUAUCGAAGUACUUUUAAGGUACAUACCAUUUGUUGCUGGUGUUAGUCUGCCAUCCAGUUCAGCCGCGCUCUAUACACGUAUGUACAGCGCGACCAGCGUCGUACAGGGUGUCCUCUGUGAACUUGCCGG
Messenger RNA from Sodiomyces alkalinus F11, 1086 nucleotides. RefSeq lists its product as hypothetical. NCBI's taxonomy places the organism in Eukaryota, Fungi, Ascomycota, Sordariomycetes, Glomerellales, Plectosphaerellaceae. The transcript is spliced from 7 exons. The coding region runs from base 1 to 789 and encodes 262 amino acids. The record is from RefSeq and is a predicted model, not a curated record.